AUGAAGGAAAACUUUCAUCAUGAUUUGAUAUUAGAUCGUCUUGAUUCACUUAUUUAUUUAGAUUGUGCUAUCAAAGAAAUUUUACGUUUUUCUCCACCUGUUGAGGCAGUGGCUCGAACAUUAACUAUGGAUGAUCGUUUACCAAACAGUGACAUUCAAUUAUACAAAGACGAUCAAAUAUUUAUUCCCGUAUGCAUUCUUUCAAGAGAUCCACGAUAUUGGUCGAUCGAUCCGGAAUUAUUCUAUCCAGAAAGAUUUUUAGAUGAAGACAAGAAUCAUAAUCCUUAUGCAUUUCUUCCGUUUGGUAGUGGUCAUCGACAAUGUAUUGGACAAGAUUUGGCACGAUUUGAACUCAAAGUUAUUGUAGCUAAACUAAUGCAACAUGUUACAUUCAUUGAUGGUGGUCCUGAAGUUAAUGCUGGUGGACAAGUACAAGGAUUGACUGUCAUGCCGAAAUAUAUUGGCAUUAAAAUUAAGUUUGAUUCAGAAAUUUAA
Rotaria sordida is the source of this 495-nucleotide messenger RNA. Lineage: Eukaryota; Metazoa; Rotifera; Eurotatoria; Philodinida; Philodinidae. The record is from the annotation of a GenBank genome assembly.